Molecule: messenger RNA, 5337 nt
Organism: Harpia harpyja (harpy eagle)
Lineage: Eukaryota; Metazoa; Chordata; Aves; Accipitriformes; Accipitridae
Gene: TSTD2
Product: thiosulfate sulfurtransferase like domain containing 2
Exons: 9
Coding region: 1-1479 (492 amino acids)
Source: RefSeq, a predicted model, not a curated record
AUGGUGCCGGGCGAGGCGGCGCCGCCGCCCGGCGCGGGGUCGCCGCGGGGCAGCGCGGCGGCCGAGGCGGUCGCCGGCAGGAAGCAGCGCGCCUUCGCCCGGAGGAAGGCCUUCUCGCUGUUCGUUAAAGCAAAGGAGGUGCCGGCCGCAGGCCGGUGUCCCGCCGGCGGAGAGGGCGUGCGGUGGCGGUGCUGCCGGCAGGCGUUUGAAGAGCUCCCCGGCAUUCACAGGCAUGUGGCUCUGCAGCACGCCGGAGACAUCGGGCGGCAGGCGGGGCUGACGACUGACGCCGGGCAGCAGGCAGGGCUGCCUGCAAAGCAGGCAGCUGCUGAAGCGAGCCCCUCGGGCGGCCCGGUGCCGGUGGGCGAUGCGGACGGGCUGAACGGGCGCUCUUGUAGCACUCCUGAGAUCACCUGCAUGCUCCCGGACACAAGCUGUGUUAGCUAUGAUGACCUGACAAGCAAGGUGGGAGAAGUACUUCUGUAUUACUGUUACUGUGAGGUGAAGGAUCCAGAGAAACUUUGUGCUUGGCAAAAGGCUCUGUGCCAGCAUCUGCAUCUCACUGGCAAGGUACGAGUUGCUUCAGAAGGGAUUAACGGGACAGUUGGUGGAAGCAAAGUAGCUACCAGUCUCUACAUUGAAGUUAUGCUUUCCCAGCCUCUGUUCAAAGACAUUUUGUGUCAAGAGGAUUUCAAGAGCAGUGCAGGAGGAGCUCACUGUUUCCCAGACCUUCGAGUUGGAGUAUUCAAAGAAAUUGUACCUAUGGGCAUUGAUCCAAAGAUAGUGUCUUAUAAAGAAACUGGAAUCCAUUUAUCCCCUCAGGAAUUUCAUAGAGAAGUAGAACAGUAUUUGUCUCAGGCCAGUCAAGGACAAAGUGAUACCGUCUUGCUGGACUGUAGGAACUUCUAUGAAAGUAAAAUAGGACAUUUCCAGGGCUGUCUGGCUCCAGAUAUCAGGAAGUUCAGCUAUUUUCCCAGCUACAUAGAUGAAAACCUGGAGCUUUUUAAAGACAAGCGUGUCCUGAUGUACUGCACGGGAGGGAUUCGUUGUGAAAGAGGCUCUGCUUACCUACGGAGCAAGGCAGUGUGCAGAGAGGUUUACCAGCUAAAAGGUGGAAUUCACAAGUACCUGGAAGAGUUUCCAGAUGGAUUCUACAGGGGGAAGCUGUUUGUAUUUGAUGAUCGCUACGCCAUUUGUUCCAAUGAAGAUAUCAUCUCAGCAUGCAGAUACUGUGGGACACUGUGGGACCAGUAUAAACUUUGUUCCAGCCAGCACUGCCGGCAGCUUGUCCUGACAUGUCCAAGUUGUCACAACAAAGGUCUUACAGCUUGCUGUCCUGUUUGUCAAGAGAAAGAACUCAAGGUGACUUCAAGGGCUUCAGGACAGACACUUAAGGAGGAAUGUGAAUGUACAAGGAGACGGCCAAGGGUACCUAUUGAACGUGUCUCGCGAAGAAUGCUGGAUGCAGGAAAAGAUUAAGCUGUUUCAUUAGCUAAUCUGACAGGUGCUAAUGCCAAGGGCUCUAUAACCAGAUCCCUAUCUGCUAUUCAGUUAGGUUUGGGAAUCAUGAAAAUGUGUUGGCUUGGAAAGUCUUGUUCAUACACUGCCUUAAAGCCUAGAGUAUGCCCUGAAAACCAUCCAUUACUUGACUGUGAAUUACCAGACUGCCCAAACCCAUCACCAGCACUCCAGGAUUCCUCUCCCUGGCUACAGUCUUGUAGCAUGGCCUCUGCCGUGGGGAUUUUGAAGCAGAGUAUGUGCGGUGGGACACAGCUGCUCACAAUUUGAAAGAAACUGAAGGGACAUAAGAACAAUUCCAUUCUUUUCCUCCUGCACAGAGAUCGAUCUGUACAGUCUCUCCAUUGAUCACGUAUUUGCUUCAAUAGCUAGUGCUAGGGUGUGAAAACAGCAGAUAGAUCAGUUGCGUGUGGGUACAUGACCAGAUUAGAGCUGAAGAUAUUUUCGACAUACAUGCCAACUGCCUGCAUCUCUUACUUUAUGCCAGUGAGAAGCAAGGGGUAGUUACCUGAAGUCACUGAUUUCUGUGUAAAACUGGCCAAAGGCCAGGCUGAAGUGACCCCUCUUGUAACUGGAGCAAAGGCCCACAGAUACUGUCUGCCCAGACAUACUUGUUGUGUGUGACCUGUAGGAUGAAUGGCAAAAGUAAUCCUUAUUCCAAUGCUCUGUCUCCCCAGGAACUGUUGUUUCCCUCAACUUGUCCAUGAAAUAUCCAGGGCUCAGCUCUGCUUGCACUACAAAAAAACCAACAGCUUGAAGCAUGUUGAAACAGACACACAGAGAGGGGAGCACAGAGACUGUCAAAAUACCAGCAUUAUGGCACUGGAAGUGAUACUGAUGUGUGCAUAAAUGUCAGCAACAGCUAUAAGGGGAUUGCAAAGUCCUUUACCCAAGUUAAAUAAUUCAAGAUUUGGGCAGCAUUUGUGCUUUGUAAACAUGGGUGGAGUUUUUCAAAAGCUGUGAGAUGUUUAUGCAAUUUCCAGCUCCUCUUAGUGGAGAAAUUGUCUUUGAAUUUGAAGGGAUCCACAGCAUAUGAACUCAAAGAACUUCUCCACCUGCUGCUUUCUGUGCCUGAUGCUGCAGAAUGUACAAAAAGGUUUUAUAAAUGGUGUAGAAGAUGUGUCUUGACUGAAAAAUGUCUUUGAAACUUACUCUCAUUCUUGGUACUAAAUAGUAGUUAGUCAUUAGGAAAUCAAAAUACUGGUUUGUUGGGGGUUUUUACUAGCAACUGCUUUUAAAAGCAAGAAAACAGUUUACUCAGGUUUCUGCAGUUGCUUAAUGACAGCUAGGGCAAUGUUAUUUUCAUAUAGAUUGUAACUUUCUCCCACAGUGCUAUGAAUUCAGCAAGGCCUCAUUGUUGGCUUGACUAGCAACUUAAGGCCAUGGGUAUUGGUUCCAUUAAAGCCACGGCAAACAUUUCUUCUUACUUCCAGUAUUGCUACCAUGAAAUCAAGGGUUCAUCAACUGUCUUUAUGACUGUUCCUUUCAUGAAGCAAAACUUGGGAGCUUAUGAAUGUCUCCUUUGGGAAGCUUUCUAGGAUGGUAUUUAAUAGUCAAUCUGUGCACAGUCUGUACUGGAGAAGAAAUUGGAAAAUUCCUAUCAGUAGACAUCUUCAGCAGAAGUCUAAGCAGUACCCAUGGUCCCCUGGCAUCUUGCCUCCCAAGCUUUGCUGGCCAGUUAACCUCUGUGCUUUUGAGGACUGGAAUAUUUCUGGAAAAACAUGCAAGCUCUACUUGCAGGCCUGGUCUAGAGCACUGACAGGAGCGCCCCAACUUGCAUAUUAUGCUCUUUUCUUCAUGUAUUAGGCUAAAAAGAACACAAUUUUAUAAUUCAGUCUAUCAGCAAGUCUGGAACACUGUAAUCUAUUUGGAAGGCUGUUUCUGUAUCACUUGCCAGUACAGAAUGGCAACAAUUAUAUUUUAUAUGUAAACUUCUGAAACUCCUAUGAUGAUAAAUAACCUUUAGUGUUUCCAUUGUAAUUUUUAAAAAGUACUGCAUAAAUACACUUCACCUGUUAUAUUGGAGGUGCUUAAUUCUGCAGAGGUAAAUGCUGAAACCUCGCUAGCUGUCUGCCAUGUGGUAUACCUGGCUACAAGGUACAAUUGUCCUGAGAGCUCCUGGCAGCUGGACAUUCUACAUCAAAGGCAGAGGGGAGCCAUGGGGCUUCUUUUGGUCCUUGCUGCACUAAGGCAAGGGAGGAGAAGGGUUUGAGAUGUACAGGGGGAGGCCCAUAAAGCCAGGUUCCCUCUGCUGCAGAGAGGAGGUUGAGAGACAUCUUUAACCUCUCUCUUGCAUGUUAGCCCACGAGCAGCUUCUGUAUCCUGGCUUCUGGAUUAGUUUCAUCAGAUUAAUACAAAUAAGGACUUGCCACGUGAAAUGCUGUGUGGUGGGAUCCAGGCACCUCAGUGAUAAUGCUUGAGAGAAGGCAAGUUAGCUCCAGGAGAGGUGAGAGUUAAGCAGGAUUGGCUGUGACUGCCAGAUGCUGCAGUGAGCAGAUGGCUUUUUCUUCUUUUCCUGGAGAGCUGCUGGGACAAACAGUGAUCCAUUUGCUCCUAAAUAUCACCAUUUUGUAUCAUCUCCAUUGCUGCACAGCUUGAUGUCUUUCACCACAAGGCCUGAUGCCUCUCGGCACAGCCUGCCGCUGCUCGACAGCUCUCGCAUGCAUCUUUCAGUAAAGCAGCUCUAUAUAUAAGGAUCAACUGAGGACCAUGGAGUGAUCCUGCCAGCUUAAUACACCUUUGGGCUGCAUUGUUAAUUUGGAUGCUGCUACAGUGAAACACAGGACAAGGUUCUUCCGUUUUUGGUUUUUUUUCUUUCAGGAAAAAAUGUUGUUGUAGUAUCCAUGGUAAUGCUCCCUGCUCUGCAGAUGCAUCUCCUUGUGUGUCUGGGUUUCUUAGUACCAUCAGGAUUUCCCAGGAUAAGAUGCAUUUAUGUUCUUCUGAAGCCAAUGGAAGAGCUGAGCCCAUACCAUGCAAAUCUGAGUGGAUGGCUCAGCUGAAACUGUGUGUCUGUGGUUUGAUGAUUUAGUUGACCAUUUUGAAGUCUUUGCAGUGCAUAUGGAAGAAGGAGGCUGGCUGCCAGGGGUUUUGGGGGGUUUUUUUUUAGUAUGUUUUCAAGUAUUUUUCUUCUGUAUUCUUUUCAUUUUCUGAUAUGAAACUUGCUGGGGGGUGGGGGGGGAGAAGCUAUAGUGAAGCAUUUUGUUUGACACCAGUGGCGCAUUUUAUUAAGUUUUGAAGAGCAACAAAUAUGUUUCCCACAUUGCUGAAAGUACAGUGUUUCUCUGCUUCAUCGGCCAGAGCUAAAUCAUGGGUGGUAUUUGCGCAUAAGCUCUGAAGAAUUCUGUGGGACUUUUGCUGGAAUAUGUGUAAAAGGCUGCAAAACUUCACUCUUAACAGACAUGUACAGACAGAUUUCUAGCAAGUAACAACGUUUUCUAGGACAUGUCAUCAGACCAAGAAUAAGGCUUCAGUAUAGCAAUGCUUCCGCUGGGAGACUCUUCUUACGGAGCAGGCUCCCACCCACGUUAAUAGCAGGAGUUUUGAAUGGGAUAAUGCUGGGUUCAAUCCACUGCAUGUCUGGGAGCUACGCAAGCCUAUGGGGAAUUCCUCCCAGGCUAGAUGAUGGGUGGUCGACUGACAAAAAGCUGUCGGACUGUACGCAGUGUAAGUUCAGGAUUGGGUUACUUCACUGAACAGCUUUUCUAUGGCACAGCAUUUAUUGUUGCAUUUAUGCAGACAUUGGGGAUGGCAGUAAAAGAAACAAUCCCUAGCAGAACAAAAUUUAAUUAAUGGACAUGGUCAUCUAGACAAAACAGCAAA